Molecule: messenger RNA, 444 nt
Organism: Recurvomyces mirabilis
Lineage: Eukaryota; Fungi; Ascomycota; Dothideomycetes; Mycosphaerellales; Teratosphaeriaceae
Exons: 2
Coding region: 1-444 (147 amino acids)
Cellular component (GO): membrane
Source: RefSeq, a predicted model, not a curated record
AUGUGCGGCAGCGACGUAUUCCUGGCCUUGAUCGCCAUCCUCUUCCCACCACUCGCAGUCUGGGUUAAGCGAGGACUCUGCAGCGCCGAUGGCUUAAUCAAUAUCGCAUUAUGCUGUCUCGGCUUCCUCCCAGGUCUCCUACACGCCUGGUACGUGAUCGCCUCCUCGCCUGAACCGACAUACGAAGAACUUCAAGACCCCGAGCGAGGCAACGCGGUCACAUAUUAUUACGUGCAACAAGGGUCUGGACCACAGUAUGCGAGACAGGAUGGCCAGGGGAGGUCUUAUGGUACUGUGAAUGCAGCGCCGAGCAGUCAGUUCCCACAAGAAGGACAGCAGGGUUUCGUGCAGCCACCGCAGAAGGCUGGCCCGAGUGAUGGAUCGGCAGCGCCACCGACGUAUCAACAAGCUGUGCAGGGUGACAACAAGGUGCAGAGACCGUGA